UCAGUGAGCUCUGUCACUCGGAAAGAGAGACAGACCUCUGCAUUUAAACACUUCUCCGUCCUACCGCAGACGAAGCCUCUUCACCAUGGGGAGGAUUGGCAAGGAAGUGGCAGGUCAGAUCAUAAGCUUCAUAGGCCUGAUUGGGGUGGCGGUGGCCUGUGGGGUCCCCAUGUGGAGAGUGACCUCCUACAUCGGAGCCAACAUCGUGACAGGCCAGAUAGUGUGGGAUGGUCUGUGGAUGAACUGUGUGAUGCAGAGCACAGGACAGAUGCAGUGUAAGCUGAAUGAGUCUGUGAUGAGACUGUCCCCGGAUCUUCAAGCUGCCCGAGCUCUGGUCAUCAUCUCCCUCAUCUUUGGCUUCAUUGGCUUCUUAAUCUCCUUCAUUGGAGCUAAGUGCACUGGCUGCCUGAAGAAAGAUUCAUCAAAGGCCAAGGUGGUGAUCAUAGGUGGUUGUCUCAUUAUAGCUAGUGCCAUCCUGAUCCUGAUCCCUGUCUGCUGGUCUGCAGCCAUCACCAUCACAGACUUCCAGAGCCCCUUGACGCUUGAGACACAGAAGAGGGAAAUCGGAGCCGCCAUCUACAUUGGCUGGGGCUCUGCUGCGGUACUUCUGAUCGGUGGGAUCAUCCUAACCACUUCAUGUCCUCCUCAAAAACCCAUGUAUGGAUACCCAGGCUACCCACCAGCACCAAUGUACCCUUAUGCAGCCCCAGCAACAUACGGCCCUGUGUAUGCUCCCCCAUCCAGCCAACCAUACACAGGGACAUAUGUACCCACCAAACCAUAUGCAGCACCAACUGCAUACUCUACUGGACCGUACAUACCUGCUCCUGAAACCUUCCAUUCUUCUGAUUCUCUUCAGCUUCAACUGACUCAACAAGACUUCAUCAUGGUGUCUUUGGGACGACAGAUGCUGGGCUUUGUCCUGGCCGUCAUCGGCUUCCUGGGGACCAUCAUUGUGUGUGCCCUGCCGAUGUGGAAGGUCACAGCCUUCAUUGGAGCCAACAUUGUGACAGCGCAGAUCAUCUGGGAAGGCUUAUGGAUGAACUGUGUGAUGCAGAGCACAGGCCAGAUGCAGUGCAAGAUCUACGAUUCUCUUCUGGCUCUACCUCAGGACCUUCAGGCCGCCAGAGCUCUCGUGGUCAUCGCCAUCAUUGUCUCAGCCUUUGGGCUCAUCCUGGGCAUCGCUGGGGGCAAGUGCACCAACUUCGUGGAGGAAGAAAGAGCCAAAGCCAAGGUGGCCAUCGCCUCUGGAGUUGUCUUCAUUUGUGCUGGUGUUCUCAUGCUCAUCCCUGUCUGCUGGUCUGCCCACACCAUCAUCAUGGAUUUCUACAACCCACUGAUGACCAACGCACAGAGAAGAGAGCUGGGGGCUGCGCUCUACAUUGGGUGGGGCACAGCCGCACUUUUGAUCCUGGGUGGUGCGCUCCUCUGCAGCUCCUGCCCGCCCAAAAAUGACAGCCCAGAGUAUCCAGUCAAGUACUCCGGUGCCAGGUCCACAGCCACCAGCCGAGCCUAUGUCUGAGAGCUCCAAUCUUCUGAGAAAGACUGCAAACUAUUUUAUUUUCCCCUCCUUCAUUGUGAGCUCCUGAAAGCACCACUGGAGGCAAGAGAGAGUGUUUCUUAAAGAGUGAGCAACACAUGACAAAGUUGUGGUGUGAAACUGCAGUACUGGCAAGAAAAUCUUCCAACAGCUAAACUGAGAGAACUGAAUGAGAGUGAUGUGUAUGAUUGUAUAUUAAGCUUGUAUCAAACCAAUGGUCAGCAUGAGCAAUGAUGAAAGAAAAUUUGCACAGUACCACUAAUGUAUUGCAAAUGUAUUUUAUUAUUAUAAUUAUUUUACAAAUAUCUUAUCAAUAUAUCAAAAUACUGCUUUUGUUCAUUGAAAUUACUGAUUUUUAAUAAAACAUAUACUUAAGUUA
Molecule: messenger RNA, 1919 nt
Organism: Lates calcarifer (barramundi perch)
Lineage: Eukaryota; Metazoa; Chordata; Actinopteri; Centropomidae
Biological process (GO): cell adhesion; bicellular tight junction assembly
Cellular component (GO): plasma membrane; bicellular tight junction
Molecular function (GO): structural molecule activity
Source: RefSeq, a predicted model, not a curated record